Molecule: messenger RNA, 4599 nt
Organism: Acanthisitta chloris (rifleman)
Lineage: Eukaryota; Metazoa; Chordata; Aves; Passeriformes; Acanthisittidae
Gene: KATNIP
Product: KIAA0556 ortholog
Exons: 24
Coding region: 1-4599 (1532 amino acids)
Source: RefSeq, a predicted model, not a curated record
AUGGUGACUGACUUUGAUGAAAAACAUGAUGACUACUUAAUAUCCCUUCAGCAGAGAAACCGGCAGUUGGAAAGGUUAAAAAUAAAAGAUUCUGUGCAAAUCAAACUGGAGCGGUUAGAAAAAGGCUUUUCUCAGUAUGUGAAUGGAGCUAACUCAGAGCCAAAAAAGUGCCGCAGGAAAAUCAACUCCCAGAGCUGCCUUGGAAAUGUGACACAGAGCACCAGGGCCAAGGCCAAGCUAGGAGAGAGGAAGGCCCAAGAAUGCAGCACACAGAGUGCACCAAGCAAGGUACAACGCAGAAGUUGGCUGCAGAAAACUGUGACAAUUAGAACAGAAAAAGGGGAUAAACUCUACAUUAAACCAUCUCUGGAGUACUCUGAGGAUUUUGAACCUUAUGAAAGCUUGAGUGUGGAAACAGAUGGUGAUGAUCCUCUCCAUUCCUCCCAGCAGGGUUUGAGCAGAAGCUUGCAAUGCAGUACAGAAGAGGAAAGGAUGGAGGAAGACUCUCUUUGUGAGGAUUGUGACUCUGUUGAAGAGGAUGUGAUUUCAGAGCCAUCUCCCACUGAGGAAGCAAUGCCAAGCUUUGAAGGCCUUGAGUUGCAUAGCAGUGGGUCACUGCAGAAAGAAGCUCCUGAACAUCAGGAUGGUGGGAGAUGCUCUGGCCUUGAUUCUGGUGUCCCUACUGUGCUGGAGUUCAGCCAGGAUCCUACAAAUGAAUGUUUCUUCCUUCUCGUGGUGCCAGGGCCCUUGAGUCGACCAGAGUGGCCACUGUCAGCAACUAGGAAGAACAUGUGUGAGAAGGAUCCUGAUCAGUCUGUUUCAGCUGUGCUUCAAGCAAUGCGUAUUGAAAAUGAAAUCUUGCAGAGAGAUCUGCUGAGGCAAACAGUUUCCACAAGCUCACAAAAGAAGAAAUUUUCUGUUUCAUCUGUUGUUUCUGCAAUGGCUGAGCCUCCAGAAAAAAGCCAGACAAGUACUGCAGUCACAAAAGCUGUGGAGAGAAUUUGUCCUGUUGGGAGCAGACAAAAGAAGAUACUUCUGAAGGUCUUUCCACAGCCUGAGAGCCAUUCUGCUUGUGCUAAUGACAGAUCCUGGUCUGGUGACAAAGCUGAAGUAGAUCCCAUCUUGAGAGAGAAGGUGACAUCCAGUCAAGAAGUACAUGAUGCCAUUUAUGUGACUAUGGAGCUUCUGUCCAACUGGGGGAAUCCAGCCAAUGUGGGCCUGAGGCAGGUGGAGUUUUUUGAUUUCCAGAAUGAGAAGAUAUUUGUGUCUCCUCAUGACGUGGACAUCCGCAACACUGACAACCCAGGGGACUUGUGCUGCUUGGCCAGUAAGAGCUUAAAUCUCUCCCAGGAAAGCUUCCCCUGGACCUGCCCUUUCCACCCACCCAUCCAACUCUACUUCGUGAUCCGCAAUCCCACCCAGUCACGUGGCUUUGGGAUAUCCAAGAUCCAGAUCUGGAAUUACAACACAACAACUCCCAGUGACCUUGAUGUUGGAGCAAAGAAGGUGAAGGUGUAUGUUGAUGAGAACCUUGUGUUUGAUGGUGAAUUAGAGAAAGCCUCUGGAGAUCUCCAUGCUGACCACAGCAUCACAAUUGACCUCACAGAUCCCAAGCAAGAUAUAUCUGUGUAUUCCUCAAGGGAAAGGAAAGAAGUAAAUGAACCUGCAGUCACAGAUAAGGAAACAGACCUACAUUUUAAAUGCUUAGAGUCAGACAGCACUUCACUAAACUGGAAAUCUCUGCCAGAAGAAAAUCUUCUUGAGCAUAAGAUGAACUCAAUCAGCUUUACAAAGAAAAAUUUGUCUGAGUUAGAGGAUGAUCUAAAAGCAUUACCAUCCCAAGUUUGUGUGAAAGAUGCCAAAGAGAAUGCAGCAGCACCAGCAGUUGAGGAACAUGUUCAAUCUGAUGAUGAACUUUCUUCGAGUGAGCAAAUGGAACAGCUAGUAGGGAGAAAAUUGUCUGAUUCUUCAGGUGCAAUUCCAUCCUGGUUACAGUCAUCUUCCCAAGUAACAGAGAAUCAUCAAGUUACUCCUGGUAGACAGAAGCCUCCCUGGCUUGCUACAGAACAUACUUCAGGCUCAAGAUUUCAAACACAGUCAGAUAGAAUCAUGAAAAACCUCUCAGAUCUGGCAGAUGAGGAUGUCAAAUGUCAGAGAAAUGAAUUGGGAAGACCCAGUAGUAGGAAUGCAAAUGGAGAUGAGAGAUCACAAGUGCUGACCAGAAAGGAUGAUGAUGUGGGCUUGGACAUUUUGGAGCAACUUUCUGACAGAAGUUGCUGCAGCUUACAGUACCCUACAAGUGGAAGGAGAAGUGCCAGAAGUGGUAAAAAGCCAGGAUUAAGCACUAUAAAUCUUGGUGGAGAAGAUUCUGCUCUCAAAGAUGAAGACUUUUCCAUCAAGGACACGGCAGCCUCUAGAGCGAAGUGGCACAGUGAGCAGGAACACACUCUGCAGGAGUCCUGGAACUCCCUGGUGAAAUUUAAUUACUCCCAUCGUGGCCGAAUCUCUAACAUGGAUUUUCAGGGGGAUAUCUUAGAUGAGUUUCUCCAUCAACAAAAAACCAACCGGCCUGGAGAGCACCAGCAGAUAAGAAAAGAAGGGCUACAAACACUACCAAAGAGGCAAGAAGAAGAGAAUUCUAUGGAGGCACACGAUGGAAGUGAUUUUAAAAUUCCUGUUUUACCCUAUGGGCAGCACUUAGUGAUAGACAUCCGAACAACGUGGGGAGACAGACAUUAUGUUGGUCUGAAUGGAAUUGAAGUUUUCAGUUCUGAAGGAGAACCUGUCCAGAUUUCAAAAAUAACAGCUGAGCCACCUGAUAUAAAUAUUUUACCAGCUUAUGGAAAUGAUCCCAGGAUAAUAACCAACCUAAUUGAUGGGGUGAAUCGGACACAGGAUGAUAUGCAUCUCUGGCUAGCACCAUUUACCCCUGGAAAACCUCACUUCAUCUUCAUUGACUUUGUGAAUUCCUGUCAGGUGGCUAUGAUUAGGAUCUGGAAUUAUAAUAAAUCUCGAAUCCACUCUUUCAGAGGUGUGAAAGACAUUAUCAUGUUGUUAGAUCAACAAUGCAUCUUUAAAGGAGAAAUUGCCAAGGCUUCGGGAACAUUGUCUGGAGCUCCACAGCACUUUGGAGAUACUAUAUUGUUCACUACUGAUGAUGAUAUCCUUGAAGCUAUAUACUCCUGUGAUGAGAUAUAUGAUGGAGAAAUGGAAAAUGCCAACUCCUUGAGAUACAAGGAAGAGCUGAAGAGACCAACAACUGCUGACAGGGAGGGAGAUGAACGACCUUUUACCCAAGCAGGGUUGAGAACAGUGAACCAACAGGACAGCCUGGGCAGAGAGGCAAAGGGGAGAUUGAUUCACAAUUGCAGUGGGUCCAGUGGAGGCCUGCAACUGAAUUUUACCAUGACUUGGGGAGACUCUCAUUACCUUGGACUGACAGGACUUGAGGUGAUAGGAAAGAAUGGCCACGCAUUAAAAAUAAGUACCAAACAGAUUUCUGCUUCACCUCAAGACUUAAAUGAGCUUCCAGAGCAUUCAGGAGAUUGCAGAACAUUAGAAAAGUUAAUAGAUGGGACUAAUAUCACAGUAGAGGGUGACCAUAUGUGGCUCAUUCCCUUCUCUUUUGGAGAAGAUCAUCUGCUCACAAUCCAUUUUGAUAAAAUUGAAAGUAUUGCUGGGCUUCGCUUUUGGAACUAUAAUAAAUCUCCAGAGGAUACCUACAGAGGGGCCAAGGUAGUCCAUGUGUUGCUGGAUGGGCAGAACAUCUCCCCACCCGAGGGGUUUCUCCUCCGCAAGGGACCAGGCAACUGCCACUUUGACUUUGCCCAAGAAAUUCUCUUUCUUGACUAUCUGCAGCCCCAGCCAACAAAUAAAGUACAAAGGAGGAUAAUGGAACAAGCUAGUAUGGACUAUGAAGCACCAUUGAUGCCAUGUGGUUUUGUUUUCCAGUUUCAGCUCCUGACAACUUGGGGUGAUCCAUACUACAUUGGUUUGAAUGGACUUGAGUUGUUCAAUGAACAUGGAGACCAAAUCUUGCUGACUGAAAACAACAUUGCUGCUUUUCCAGAUAGUGUCAACGUUUUGGAAGAUGUGUCUGGAGACAUCCGAACUCCAGACAAGCUGAUUGACAGGGUGAACGACACGACUGAUGGCAGACACAUGUGGCUUGCACCAGUUCUUCCUGGCUUGGUGAAUAGGGUAUAUGUCAUUUUUGAUGUACCUACUACUGUGUCGAUGAUCAAGUUAUGGAAUUAUGCCAAAACUCCUCAGAGAGGUGUGAAAGAGUUUGGUCUUCUGGUGGAUGACUUGCUGGUCUACAAUGGGAUUCUGGAUAUGGUGAGCCACGUGGUGACAGGAAUCCUACCAACCUGCGAGCCAGUGGUCCCUUAUCACACCAUCCUUUUCACAGAUGAUGAGAGGAUUUGCCAUCAGGAGAAGAGAACUGUUAUUAGCAAUCAUAUGGGAGACCAGGAUGUACGAAUGAUGAAUGAAAAUAAGAUUGUCACAAACAGCAAAAAGAAGCAAGUUGUGGCUGAUCCAGCUUUGCGUCCAAAAACCUGCAUGUGUGAGAAAGGACUGCAGAGGAGGAAAAGAUAA